UGUUUGAUAAAUGAUGAAGCAGAAUAGAAUGUGAGUUUGCAACAAAAUGGCAAAGAGUGAAAAGAUAGUUACUUUAAAAAGUAACAAAUCUGUACUUGGCAAUUAUUUACAAAGUGAAGAGGAUGCUUUGAAAAUAGUCGUUACAGACGGCACAACAGAACUUGCACGUUCGUUUCUGUAUAGAAUGUUGAAUGAUAACGUGUUUGGUGAAAAUCAAUCUGUCUUUAUCAGCCUCUACGAAUUGCCACGUAAGGCGAUCUUUUUGGAGAGCGUGGCGAUUGAACUCACUUCUUUCAGUCCCAAACUUUUAAGUGGUAAACAUCCAUACACCGUUACAUUCUUAAUAGGCAUUAGUUACGGUCAUGAUGCUUCCGUUGAAUUCAAAAAUGCAGAUGUUGUAAUUUGUAUUGGUUACGCGAGGGAGUAUGACUUUAAGGAUAAUGAAUACCUGGAGCCAUUUUUUGAGGAACACGUUUUGAAUUCCAAGUUUUACGGUGAAGUUAUAGAGAGGUACGUGAAAAGGAAUGCAAAGAUCAUUGUACUUGGAAAUACUGCUGCCACAAUCAUAUCCAAAUAUGUGAAAUCUAUUCCUAUCAGAAACAUAACUACAUUGUCUCUGUUGAAUUUAAAUAUUGUUGCAGGACAGGUACCUCUUAGAAUCCAGUGCAUGUUGUCUCUUAUUCUAUCAUCUAGAUAUAUUGCUGCACGAAUACAAUGUCUUCCAACAGAAGUAAAAAAUAUAAUAAUCUGGGGCUCAAACGGUUCGCAUAGUUUCCCAGAUUGCAGAUAUAUUCGUCUUACUAGUGGGAAACCUUUGCCUGAUGCUUUAAAAGUUUGGAUCAGUAACGUUCUUCCCUGUACUAUUCAAAACGUCGCCUGUAGGUCAAGCCUCGUCAACUCUAUAGCAUACGGGUUGGCGGAGCACUGUAAAAUCAUGUGGAACGGCACCCCGGAAGAUGAAUGGACCUCCAUGGGCGUUUUGUCCGACUAUUCUUAUUCAAUCCGGUCUGGAAUAUUUUUUUCUUUUCCUGUAAUUUGCAGGAACAGGCAGUACGAGAUAGUAAAAAAUUUCGACAUGGAUCGGUACAUACAGAGAUACAUUGUGGGCCUGAGCAAGCUGAUCUUCAAGGAAAUUGAAAUUGCCUGUGAUAUUUGUGGUUUGAAAGCAACCGAUCAGUAA
Molecule: messenger RNA, 1180 nt
Organism: Frieseomelitta varia
Lineage: Eukaryota; Metazoa; Arthropoda; Insecta; Hymenoptera; Apidae
Product: malate dehydrogenase-like
Exons: 6
Coding region: 47-1180 (377 amino acids)
Biological process (GO): tricarboxylic acid cycle; oxaloacetate metabolic process; malate metabolic process
Cellular component (GO): cytosol; mitochondrion
Molecular function (GO): L-malate dehydrogenase (NAD+) activity
Source: RefSeq, a predicted model, not a curated record